AUGGGAUCAAUUAGCCAAAACUCUACGGUCCUGCGUCUGCUCGACUCUAUCUAUGCGCGGGAUCCAGCCACACUAUACUGUCUUCACCCCGCCUCCUCUGAAGUCGCCGAUGGAUGGGUCGAUAUCAGCAUUGCUGACGUGGUGGGCGCGACAAACCGUCUCGCGCUUUGGAUCCACGAAAAUGUGGCCUCGGCGGAUGAGCCACAAGCUUUGGCGUAUAUGGGUGCGAAUGACAUUCGAUAUUGUGCGUUUGUCUUUGCGUGCAUGAGAUUGCGCCAUACGGCUGUGCUUCUCUCAUCCAGAAACUCAGAACCAGCGUCGAGCCAUGUCCUCAAUGCCGUGAAUUGUUCCAAGUUUAUUUACACGCCUGAACGAAGUCGACAGGUUGACGAGAUCAAGGCGGCCAAUUCAUCGCUGCAGUCAUGGCUUGCACCAGAUCUUUGGGACGUAUUCGGCCGUCAAGCGACUGCUCCUGUGCCUACCAUCAAAGAGCAUGUGGAGGACCCGGAAGACCGAGUUGCGGUCUACAUUCAUAGUUCUGGAACAACAGGCAUGCCCAAGCCUGUCCCAAUGACAAAUGGCUAUUUCAUUGCCCUGCAAAAGAUUUGCGAAUUACCAACCCCCGAGAACCGGAUCGGAAGUAUCGUUGCCGUUGCAGGAAAGGGCAAGCGAGUACUUUCCGUCAGUCCGUUCUUCCAUCUUAUGGGGAUGUUCAACAUGAUGAUCCCAAUUUUGGCAGAUACGCCAUUCGUGUUGACUCACGAGAAGCCUCUGACGGUUGAUAUCUUGGCGCAAGUUGUGAAACAUGGCCAGCCCAAGACUGCUAACUUGGCACCAUCCAUGCUUGAAGAGCUCUCCACAUCCGAGCUUGGCAUGGAAUGCCUGAAGACGUUUGAUAUGCUUACCUUUGGUGGUGCACCUAUGGCUCGGGAAGCCGGUGACCGCAUUGCAGAGGUUGUCCAUCUCCAAUCCGUGCUUGGAUCUAGCGAGUGUGCUAUUUUCGGCGCUUUGAAAUAUCAAGAGAAGGAUGAGUGGCCGUAUCUUGAGUUCAACCCAUUUGCUGGGUAUGAAAUGCGUGAUGCGGGAGAUGGACACUACGAGCUUGUAGUCCCGCGGGGUGAAAAAGGGAGCAGUCUGCAUGCCGUAUUUCACACGUAUCCAGACAAGGCAGAGUAUCAAACUGGAGACCUCUUCACUCCUCACCCAGAAAAAGAAGGCCUCUGGCUCUAUGCCGGCCGGCGUGACGACGUGAUCGUUCUGAGCAACGGUGAAAAGUUCAACCCAAUCAAUAUGGAGGAGGUAAUUUCUGGCCAUCCCCUCGUUGCCCGAGCAGUCGUUGUCGGUCAAGGCCGGUUCCAAUCCGGUGUUUUGAUUGAGCCCGUUUGGGAGGCAUGGACUGGCGAACCCAGUGCUUUGGUUGAGGAGAUCUGGCCGUUUAUAAAAAAGGCAAAUGAAGCGGCCCCCGGUCAUGCCCAGAUAAUGAAGGAUCGUGUCGGAAUUGCCUCGCAAUUUACGCCGUUCCAAUUGACGGCCAAAGGCACCAUCAAGCGACGAAUGAUUGUCAAUGACUAUGCGGAUGAGAUUGAUGCCUUGUACGCUGAAGCCGACCAGCUUAAUGUCGCCCAGAUCUCCAAGGCUGCUAGUCGAUCGGACAUUUCGGACUAUGUCGCAUCAGCUCUGUGUAAUAUCCUAGAGGUGAAAGACUUCGAUCAAAACGUAGACAUCUUUGCAUCUGGUCUGGAUUCCCUCCAGACCCUACGCUUGGGCCAGAUCCUGCAAGCUUCCCUGCAAACUGCUCGUCCUGACCUGGGGCCCGCAUUCACCAGCCCGCAGCUAUAUUCGCUGCCAACAAUUGCUCAACUCACCGAGUAUAUCUAUAACAUUCUGCAAGGGCAGGAUACAGCCCCUGCUACUGCGGUAGUCGAGACCGACAGCGACCGAGAAGCAAGGAUCGCCGACCUAGUCGGCAAAUAUUCCGAGGGCUUCGGUCAGAAUCAUGCUGUCAUUCUCACUGGUUCAACGGGCUCGUUGGGCUCCUAUUUGCUAUCCGAGCUGAUCCGCGACUUCAGCGUCACCAAAAUUUAUUGCCUCAAUCGGUCGGAAGAUGCUGCUCCAAGACAGCUCCAGAGUCUCCGCGAAAAGGGACUAACUACGCUUGACCGAUUCCCCCAACGAGUCGAGUUCCUUCAGGCUCAGUUUGGUGCUGAGAAGCUGGGACUUGAUGAAGCCAAGUAUGAUGAGAUGUUGCAGGAGGUGGACACUAUCAUUCACAAUGCCUGGAAGGUGAACUUCAACCACCGAGUGGAAGCCUUUGAGAAUCCGCACAUCGAGGGUGUGCGCCGUCUGGUGGAGUUUAGCGUUGCGAGCGAUAAGACAGCCCAUAUUCACUUCAUUUCAUCAAUUUCCACCAUUGAAGGAUACAACAAGGGUCCUUCUAUCCCGGAGGUGAUCUUCGACGACCCCAGUUCCGUGCUCCGGCAAGGGUACGGCGAGUCGAAGCACGUCUCCGAGAGGAUCUGUGCUAUGGCAUCAGCCAAAUGUGGUGUUCCGACCAGCAUUCAUCGCGUGGGCCAGAUUGGAGGCCCAACCACUGAGCUGGGAAUGUGGAAUAAGCAGGAAUGGGUGCCGUCGCUAGUUGCAACUGCGAAGACCAUCAAGCAGAUUCCGGACUCACUGGGUUCGGUUUCGGUGCAAUGGGUUCCAGUGGACGUCUGCGCCAAAGUUAUCACCGAUGUUGUUCGCACCCGACGCUCCACGCAGGAGGAUGAGCCAUGUGCGGCGUUCCAUAUCGUCAAUCCCAAAGUCGCUGAUUGGCAAUCGCUUAUCCCGGCUGUGACGAAGCAUUUCGAUGUCGAGCCUGUUGAUAUUCAGACUUGGAUCGCAACGCUGGAGAGCUUCACCAACCCGACAGAAGAUGAUUUGCGUGACAAGCCUGCUCUCAAAAUUUUGGACUUUUUCAAGGCGAUCGCAUACUCGAAUGAGGCGGGGCCAUCAACGGAGACGACAAAAACACAGGCUGCCAGCAAGACGUUGCGACGACUGCAAGCGAUUGAUGCUUCCUUGAUGGAGAGGUGGAUCAAUCAGUGGAACUUCUGA
Penicillium brasilianum is the source of this 3096-nucleotide messenger RNA. Lineage: Eukaryota; Fungi; Ascomycota; Eurotiomycetes; Eurotiales; Aspergillaceae. The record is from the annotation of a GenBank genome assembly.